CAAGAGGAGGGAAAAGAAUAAUCAAAGAGUCUGCUUAGAUGGAGGAGCAACAGGCAAUGGAUCCCAAAGGUUGGCGUGUGGAACUAAAUGAUGGCCACUUCAUUCCUGUACUGGGAUUUGGCACCUCUGCACCUGAUGAGGUUCCUAAAAGCAAAACUGUGGAGGUCACCAAAUUAGCUAUAGAGGCUGGGUUCCACCAUUUCGAUUCUGCUUUUAUAUACAAUAAUGAAAAGGAGGUUGGACAGGCCAUCCGAAGCAAAAUUGAAGAUGGCACUGUGAAGAGAGAAGACAUAUUCUACACUUCAAAGCUUUGGUUGACUUUCCUUAGACCAGAGUUGGUUCAACCAGCCUUGGAAAACUCUCUGAGGAAACUUCAACUGGACUAUGUUGAUCUCUAUAUUAUUCAUUAUCCAGUGGCUUUGAAGCCAGGGGAAGAAAUUCUUCCAAAAGAUGAACAUGGAAAACUAAUAUAUGACACAGUGCAUCUCUGUGCCACAUGGGAGGCCAUGGAGAAGUGUAAGGAUGCAGGACUGACCAAGUCCAUCGGGGUGUCCAACUUUAACCGCAGGCAGCUGGAGAAGAUCCUGAACAAGCCAGGGCUCAAGUACAAGCCCGUCUGCAACCAGGUGGAAUGUCAUCCUUAUCUCAGCCAGAGCAAACUGUUGGAUUUCUGCAAGUCAAAAAAUAUUGUUCUAGUUGCCUAUGGUGCUUUGGGAACCCAACGUAUAAAGGGAAGGGUAGACCAGAACUCCCCGGUUCUCUUGGAUGAUCCAGUUCUUUGUGCCAUGGCAAAAAAGUAUGAGCGAACUCCAGCACUGAUUGCCCUUCGCUACCAGCUACAGUGUGGGGUUGUGGUCCUGGUCAAGAGUUACAAUGAGAAGAGGAUCAAAGAGAACAUACAGGUUUUUGAAUUCCAGUUGUCUUCAGAGGACAUGAAAGUCCUAGAGGGCCUAAACCGAAAUUUUCGAUAUGUUCUUUUUAAAAAUGUUGCUGACCACCCUGAGUAUCCAUUUUCUGAUGAAUAUUAACACAGAGCCCUUUAUGCUGACUUCUACCAGAAGCUCUGCAUGCAGACAAUGAAGCAGCAAAUGUCUCAGAUGUUGGUGAUCAUACACAUCAGCAUGGGUUCCAUCCACGCUGCUUAGCAAUUCAUCCUCAGCUAGACUCAACUCCAUAGGUCAGGAAGGAAAAGCACUCAAUUUUUGUCACUUUCUGUAAAAAUUAAAGUGUUUUUGCCCUAAAA
Messenger RNA from Ceratotherium simum simum (southern white rhinoceros), 1243 nucleotides. RefSeq names its product aldo-keto reductase family 1 member C23-like protein. Lineage: Eukaryota; Metazoa; Chordata; Mammalia; Perissodactyla; Rhinocerotidae. Gene Ontology annotation, molecular function: oxidoreductase activity. The record is from RefSeq and is a predicted model, not a curated record.